AUGGAAGACAAAUUAGUCAAGAUGUCCACGAUUUCGAAGCACUUUGGACUGAGCUAUAGAGAAGAAUCGUACAUCUUUAAAGAGCAUGAGAAGGUUCGCCGGCAGACCAAAAAGGAUUUUCUCCGAUUGAAGCAGGAGUUGGCCUCCAAGACGUUAGUGGACAGAGCCCCGGUCUGCGACCGCAGGGCCCUCGGCCCGACCUGGUCUGGGGAGAAGGCGGGCGUUCCCUGCGCUGGACCCCGGGAGCCGUCCGGGUUCCCUCGGCCUCAGGGCCCCGCGAUCCCCGCGGCUGCCCUCCUGCAGCGGGCGCUCCGCGGCGCAGGGCCCCGGGACCCCGGCGGAGGGGCCGCGCCCUGGAGGCCCCGGCGGUUUCGCCCCCGGGACUUCUACCUGCGGAGCUCCGCGUUCCUCCGGCACCGGCCCCCGAAGGAGCCGCCGGUCAUCGCCACCGGAGCCGGCACGUCCAGACCCGUGGUCCUGAGGCCGCCCCCUGCGUCAAGGAGGAAGCCCGGGGAGCGCUGGAGCCCUCCGCCCGCAGAGGCCCAGCGCGUCUCCGACUCGGCCCCGACCCCGGCCCCCGCCCGGGUCCCGGCCCCGGCGCAGGUCCCCAAGCUGGCGUUGGCUCCGCCCGAAGGCGCCUUGGCCGCCAGAGAGAUGAAGAGGCGCUCGACUCCCAGGACUUCCAACGAGGACGGCGAGGCGGAGGCGGCCAUCCGGCGGCGGAGGGUGCGGAUCCGCUCCCAGGUCCUGUGCGAGGGCGCGCUCGCCGUCCCGCGGGCAGCGUCCAGGUCGUCCUCCAAAAGCAGCGCGGACACGCUCCCGGCCAGCGACCGGCUGGCGGCCGUCCUGCUCGCGCCGCUGCCCGUGCGAGUGGUCCCGACGUCCAUCGAGGAGAUCAUCGCCUCGCUGCAGUCGGAGGCCCAGCUGGCCUCGGACCAGACGAUCAGAGAGCUCAUACAGAUUGUCCUCGGCCAGAGCUACGACAUUAAGAUGGAAGAUAUUUCUUUAAUGGGAAAAAUGUACGCGCACAGAUCAUCUCCAGUGCAAACAGAGCAAGGAUUAGAGAUAAGUAUUGAGGAAACUCAAAUGAAUGAGACUGAGGAAAUUUCUGAGACUGUAUCAAGUGUUUUCCCAAUGGAACAAGAAGAUAUAUUAGAAUGGGGAACCUCAGACGCAGAAAGUAUGUUAUUUAAACCUCAGGAAACUUCAGAAAUUCAGCAAGCUGAUGACUCAAAUAAACCUUUGGAAGAUGAACAGCCUAUAGGUGAAUCAAAAACAGGCCAACAGCUAUCUUUAAAGGUGAUAGCAUCAGAAUUAUUGCAAAUCAGAGGAAAAGAAGCUAAACGAUCACAAAAAACUCAACCAAGAAUUCCACGACCAAGGAAGUGUGGAAAACCCCAGCAGGAUCAAAAAGUAUUAAAAACAAAAAUUCCACAAGACCACUCCACUCCUACCCUUCAUGACCUGUGCACCACUGUCCCAGACCAGGUGCUGCCCAUUGACUUGCACCUGGCUUCUCGAGUGUAUCAUACAGCCAGCAAGGAAGGCCACAAUACUAUACUUGAAGUAUUUGGAAAUUCCUUCUUCGAUGAUCACGCUACAGUUAACGAGCAAAGAGAUCGAAUAAUGGAAGGAAUCCCUCUUAUGAGUGACAAUCAAGUGUAUGUUCCCGUCCUUCCAACAACGUCAGUGAUACCACCUGAAUUGGCACAAGAAACAAGACAGCAUGCUCAGAAACCACACCUACAACUCUCUGGAGAGGAAGUGUCUGCUUAUCCAGGAAUUACGAAGAUGUUUUGGAAACCAGCUUCACCUAAAUUCUCUGUUCCUGUAUCUGUCAUGAAGAAAACACUGUAUCCAAAAUAUGAGAGUGUUCAAGCAAGUAGAAUUUUAAUUGAGAAUUUUUUAUCUGAAAGCAAGGAAAGUGUCAUUGCUUUAAGUCAGCGUAGCAGAAGUCUGAGGAAGAGAAGAAAUUCUGCAGUUGAAUUGAUUAAGGAGACUACCAAAGCUCCAUUAGAGGUUAAGAAUGACAUGGAAAGCAAUAUAAAAGAGGUGCUGUUUCAGAAAGCUAAGGAGUUGGAGCGUCGUCAGAAGCUUGAGCAAAAUGAAACUGAGGAAACCAUCACUGUGAAAGAAAAUAUAGAUAACAUCUUAGAUACCAUGGAGGACAGUCACAGUCUGAGAAAUCUGUCUAUUUCUCUCAUUGAAGCAUCUAGAAAAGCUGGCAUUAGUUACAUUGUUUACCCCAAGAAAAAGAAGAUGAAAUGGAAGAAAGCAUUGAAAUUCUCUAAACUUUCAAUUGUGUUGGCUGAGUUAUCCAAGCCUCCAAAAAUUCUAAGCAGGUCAAUGUCUCAUGGAAUCCUUCCAGAACAGAAGAAAUAUUUGCUCAAACUUCCUUUAUAUGAUCGUCAAUUUCGGUGCCCCAGCUUGCCUGCAUAUUUAAAUUUUGACAAAUUUGCCGAAAGUAAGGGAGGAAUUCCAAAAGAUAGUGACUUUCGAACAUGGAUUCUUGAUAUAUUCUCUAAGAAAAAACCUCAGAAGACAACCGGAAAAGAGAAAGUUGUUAAAAUAAUUGUUCAGAAAGAUGUGCCUGUCAAAGAGAAAGGACCACCAAAACUAGAACUGAAUGAUUCUUUGAAGUGUGAUCUUCCUCCAGAAGUCAUUAAACAUUAUGAAUCUGAAGUGAAGAUCUUGACUGAAGAAAUAAAUAACAAGACAACAUAUUCUGCAUUUUCAUAUUGUAGGCGUGGCGCUCUGUAUAGGAAACUGGGGAAGUUACAGAGUGCCAUGGAUGAUCUACAGGAAGCUAUAUUCUUGGAACCAUUGUUUCUCAAUGCCUAUUGGCACCGACAUCUCAUUUAUCUUUUCCAAGACAAAUUUAAUGAAGCUUUGGAUGAUCUGAAUUAUAUAACUAAAUACAAUAAAAAUAAUGCAGAGGCAUAUUUGUCAAAGGCAGAAAUUUUCAGGAAAAGAAAAGAAGUUACUCUGGCAAUUCUAAAUUACACCAAGGCAAUCAAGUUGAAGCCCAGGGAUGCUGAUAUAUAUUUCAGGAGGGGUGAGAUGUAUGAAUUAACAAACAAAUUCCUGGCCAUGGAUGACUUUUCUACAUGCAUUUUUUAUGAUCCCAAAAGAAUAGCUGCAUUAUUGAAGCGUGGAAUGUUUUACUAUGAAAAUGAAAACUGGAAUGCAGCCAUACAUGAUUUUACAGCCUUGUUAAAUGUAGAUUCCCAAAAUUCUCAAGCAAGGACAUACCGAGGGAGAGCGUAUUUUAAACGGCAGUUUUAUAAGCAAGCAACUCAAGAUUUUUCUGUUGCAAUUCACUUGGAUCCUAAUAACUGGCUAGCAUUUUAUUUUAGAGGCUGCUUAUUUAGAAAGAGUAACCCUUUUAGAGCACUACAAGAUUAUAGUGUUUCAGCUCUCAUAAAUGAUGGCUAUGAGAAUCUUAGUUGUUUCCUACAUCGGGGCCUACUCUAUGCACAUCUAAAAAUGUGGUUGCUGGCAAUUUGUGACUUUGAAACUGUUAUUUCUCUAGAAAGAACUGUUACUUUGGCUUAUAUAAAUAUUGGCAUCAUAGAUCUGCUACACUUAGACAACUACACGGACGCCACUUGGUAUUUUUCUGAGGCUCUCAAAAUUGAUCCGUCAUCUAUUCAAAGCUAUAUGUGCCUAGCAGAAACUUACAGUAAGGUGAAAAAAUUGCAAAAGGCAGUCAGAGAGAUAACUCGUGCCAUCCACCUUCAGCCAGAUCAAAUCGAGUUAUAUAUAAUAAGAGGACAAUAUCUUCUUAGGAUGAAAUGUUAUGAUCUUGCAAAGUUCACUAUUUACCAAGUAGCAGAAAUGAACAAAGGUCUCAUUGAGAUGAGUCCUAUACAGCAAGCACUCAUUUAUUCAUUUUGUGAAAACCAUGACAAGGCCAUUGAGGUGUUGGAUGGGGCCACUUUGAAUAAGCCUGAGAUCAACAUAAUUAUUCUAUUAGCAAAAACCCAAAUGAAGGCCAAGAGAACCAAGGAAGCUGUGAAGCUGUUUAAAAAGGCGUUGGAUAUCUGUUCUCAUUCUGAGAGAGGACCACAUGCCUUAGAGGCAACAGUGGACUGUCUGUAUAACUUGGGUCUUUGUUACAUGGAUGAAGGCAACUUCCAAAUGGCUUUUGAGUCUUUUACCAAAGCUGUGAAAAUAAAUCCCAAUUUUGCAGAAGGCUUCCAUCAACGAGGGCUUUGUAAAGUAAAACUCAACAAGGAUAGCUCAAUCCUGGAUUUUAAUCGUGCAAUUACCCUCAAUCCAAAACAUUAUGAGGCAUAUUUAAACCGAGUGGCCUUCUAUGGUUUGAAAGGCAGGUACUCCAAAGCAAUCUUGAAUUGUAACGAGGCCAUCAGCAUUUACCCUCAGAGUGUGCGGGCUUACAUCUACAGAGGCGUUCUAAAAUACCACAACAGGACUUAUAAGCUAGCGAUUGCAGAUUUAACUACCGCUAUCAACAUGGACAAAAACAGUUAUGUAGCAUUUUAUAACAGAGCAUUGUGUUACACCAAGAUAGGUGAACUUCAGAUGGCAUUAAUGGAUUAUGGAAUCGUGCUUCUUCUUGAUGCUGGAAAAACUGUGGCAUUCAAUACCUUAGUUAAUCGUGGACUCAUCUAUCUAGGACAAGGGCAUCACUGUUUCGCAUUAGAGGAUUUUAAACAAGCUGCAUUGCUGAGCGAGACUAAUGUGAACCUUUGUCAAGCUACCGCCUUGUGCUAUCACAGAAACAAAGAGUUUGCAGAAGCUGUCACUUUCUUCACAUUGACUCUUAGUAUUAAUCCCUGUUUUGUGGAUGCUUACAUUGGACGGGGAAAUUCUUACAUGGAAUAUGGUCACGAUGAAGGUGUCAAAGAAGCACAGAAGGACUUUCUGAAAGCGCUGCAUUACAAUCCAAUAUGCACAAAAGCCAGAAUUUCAUUAGGUUAUAAUUUGCAGGCCCAAGAAAAAUUCCAGAAAGCUUGGAACCACUUUACCAUUGCCAUAGAAGUUGAUCCAAAGAGCUACCUAGCCUAUGAAGGAAGGGCUGUGGUCUGUCUUCAGAUGGGUAAUAACUUUGCUGCAAUACAGGAUAUUAACAUUGCCAUUAAGAUCAAUACUACAGCAGAAUUCUUAACAAAUCGUGGUGUGAUUCAUGAGUUUAUGGGCCAGCAACAAAAUGCAAUGAGAGACUAUCAAGCAGCAAUUUCUUUAAACCCUACAUACGCACUGGCUUACUUUAAUGCAGGAAAUAUCUACUUUCACCACAGGCAGUUUUCCCAGGCCAGUGACUACUUCUCAAAGGCUUUAAAGUUUGAUCCAGAAAAUGAAUGUGCUACCAUGAAUCGAGCUAUUGCAAAUACAAUAUUAAAGAAGUAUGAAGAAGCAAAAGAAGAUUUUGCAAAUGUAGUUGAAAGCUGUCCCUUUUGGGCUGCCGUGUUUUUUAACAGAGCACAGUUCUAUUGUUGUUUAAAGCAAUAUGAAUUAGCUGAGGAAGACCUCAGUAAAGCUCUGUCUUUGAACCCUAAUGAUGCCCUGGUAUAUAAUCUGAGAGCAGAAGUUCGUGGUAAAAUGGGUGCGAUUGAGGAAGCUAUGGCUGACUAUAACCAAGCACUUGAUCUUCAAGAAUUUGCCAAGUGAUAUGAUUAUAGAGACUGGUUUCUGUAGCAGUUUACACAGCUGUUAAACCAGAAAUUGAAAUGUAUUUGUUGUUUAAAACAAAGUUGCACUAUCUUCACUAUUGUAUUCAUUAUAUUUCGUCUUCUCUAUAACCCUUUUAUGCAUUUUAACAACACAUUUAUGCUCUAUAUU
Molecule: messenger RNA, 5805 nt
Organism: Myotis myotis
Lineage: Eukaryota; Metazoa; Chordata; Mammalia; Chiroptera; Vespertilionidae
Gene: TTC6
Product: tetratricopeptide repeat domain 6
Exons: 31
Coding region: 1-5634 (1877 amino acids)
Molecular function (GO): protein binding
Source: RefSeq, a predicted model, not a curated record